Messenger RNA from Aspergillus ibericus CBS 121593, 1041 nucleotides. Its product is annotated as MAM33 family protein. Gene Ontology annotation, cellular component: mitochondrial matrix. The record is from RefSeq and is a predicted model, not a curated record. The coding region runs from base 53 to 982 and encodes 309 amino acids. NCBI's taxonomy places the organism in Eukaryota, Fungi, Ascomycota, Eurotiomycetes, Eurotiales, Aspergillaceae. The transcript is spliced from 5 exons. Gene Ontology annotation, biological process: cytosolic ribosome assembly.
CAUCUCUCAACUUUUUUUCACUCGCCCUUUCAUCCUCAUCACCAUCCUCAAAAUGAUGUCCCUUCGCACUCUCGCUCGCUCCGUGCCUCGCACUGUCUCGCGCUCCGUCGCUAUCUCCCGCCCCGCUGUUUUCCGUCCGGUCUCCGCCGUCCCCAAGAAUGCCUUCCAGUCGUCUCUGAAGCAGGUUACGAGACCUUCGUAUGCUGCUUUCUCAACCUCUCGCGCAUUCAAGCAGUCCCCUGCCGAAGGUGACGUCGAGCUGGUCGCCAAGCUUGAGGAUGAGCUGAAGCACGAGAAGGCUUCCGGCCUCGAGGACCUCGAAUCCUCCGUUCAGAACAUUCAGUAUGUUCUUCAGAACAACUCCUGGGAGGUCAAGGAUGUUCCCGGCGAACAGGAGGUCGUCCUGACCAAGAAGUUCGGCAACGAAGAGAUCCGCCUCACUUUCACCGUCGCCGACCUUCAGAACCUGAGCGAGCAGGAGGACUUCGAUGACGCUGCUCUGGACGAGCUCGACUUCCAGGGUCACAACCCCGCCAACCAGGGCCGCCCUGGCAAUGUCUCUCAGCACCCCGAGGACCGUGUCGCCCCCGCUGACCGUGAAGGCGAGGACCUCGACCGUGACCUUGAGCCCAGCUUCCCUGCCCGUGUCAACAUCACCAUCGAGAAGCCCAGCAAUGGCUCCCUUCUGAUCCAGACCGUUGCUCAGGAUGGCCUGUUCCAGAUCGAGGAAGUCUCGUACUUCAACAAGCCUGAUCUGGCCCACGCCCAGACCGCCGAGAAGGACUGGGUUAGACAGAGCAUGUACGCUGGGCCUCCUUUCGAGAACCUUGAUGAGGAUCUGCAGACCUUCCUGGAGCGUUACCUUGACGAGAGGGGCAUCAACGCCGAGCUUGCCAACAUGAUCCCCGACUACAUCCAGGUUAAGGAGCAGAAGGAGUACGUUCGCUGGCUCGAGAACGUCAAGAACUUCGUUGCUGCUUAAACGCAGAACAUCGACCAGCUGGUGCAUCGGUUCUUCACGAACGAGCAGUCCAGGACGCU